Molecule: messenger RNA, 967 nt
Organism: Cimex lectularius (bed bug)
Lineage: Eukaryota; Metazoa; Arthropoda; Insecta; Hemiptera; Cimicidae
Exons: 7
Coding region: 160-900 (246 amino acids)
Source: RefSeq, a predicted model, not a curated record
UCAACCCCCCCCCCACCUACAAGGUUUUAAAUAAAAAUAAAAAAUUUAUUACACACCAUUUAUCUAAAAAAACAUUAAAAAAAGACAAACUUCAAACAUAAGUCUAAAUUACGAGUGUCCUACAACAGAGAAAAACCAGCGACGCCUUUGGACCCAAGGAUGCACGACGAAAGCAUGAUGAACCAGGGGGAAAUGACCCAGAAGAACAAGACCGGAGUCGUCACCAACAUUUUCACAGGAAAUGAGUCCGACGCUGACCUCAUAUCGGAUAUCAGCCCGUCAGAUGGUGAGCACCUUCAGCACAACGAUCACCAUUUGGAUAGGAUGCACGACCAUUCGGACAACCAAGAAAACGAGGUGACACACGGGUACGACAUGCCCGUUAGGGAGGAGGACGACAGGAGAGUCGACGCUUCCGAAGAGGAGUACGACACGUACUUUUGCGGUUCGCCCUCCACAUCGAUCAUAACCAAUGAAGACGAAAAGGCGGCCGAGGCGAAUACGGACAUCGGGUCGGAGGACGAGCGCGAAUCCUUCCACAUGCGCUAUUCUGACAUAUUUGAAAACUGGCAAUACAGCGAAGACGAACGGAAUUGGCUCAGGUACAAGGUCGAGAUGCUCAACAGGAACCAGUGCGUAGUCUUCUGCAUCCUCGGCCAUAUCAUGAUGACACGCGAGGAAAUGCAGGGCAUAAGGCACGCUGCCCCCAACCCGGACGACGCUCGACAGGCCCUCCUCACCCUCUGCAUCGGCUCCCAGUGGGACGUCCGGAACCUGGCCAUACUCAUGGCGUUCCAGGACAAGGUGAGCGUCGUGGAGAAAUACGUCUCGACCCUGCUCAUCGUCAACCCUUACAAGGCGCGCAGCCUCAUCAGAUACAUGCUCAUGAAAAUGUUGUAAAUAAAAAAAAAAAUAAUAAAAAUAAUAAUAAAAAAAAACAAGGGAAAAAUAAAGAUAAAACAAAGAU